AUUAGUAUCGGAGAUAUAAUUGCGAAUGGAAGUUACUCCGUAAUUCAGGCGAAGGCGCUAAAUCAACUCCAGCUAGGCUAGAGAGGAAUGGAGGCGAUGGUCCGUGACAACAUUUUCCAGUUCAACCUGGCAAAGACCAACUCACUUUACCCUAACAACGCCGCACGAUUCUUCCUCGCUCUCAUGCCUUGUUAUCGAGAUACUACUAUUACUCGCGAUGGCUUUCAGUCCAGCUACGGCAGGUUCUUCACAGACAACGGUCGGGUCGAGCGAGUCGACGGCGCCUCUCUGCGGCGAAUGUUCCUACCCAAGAUCACACCUGAAGGAAAUGAGCAGCUGAGAGAUUGUCGAAACUUUGUUCGCGACCAAUUACAGCAUUAUGGGGUGUCCUUUGAUGAAAGCCAGUUCUCUGGUAACGGAAUGAUGCUGUUGAAACGGUGCCUGGAGGCGGGGAAAUGUGACACCGUUCCCGUGCAUAUUCUAUCGCUGCAAGAGCAGAUGCACCGCGAGUGGAUCGAGACGCAGGACAGGGAGUAUAUUGCUGAUUAUGUGGACUGGUGCAUAUCGAAUUGGACAGAUGCAAGAAGCCGCGAAAAGGUUUCCGGUCUACAUCAAGAAACGGCUCGGGGCUGUAUAAUACAAACUGUUUUCAUGGGCUGGGACAGUGCUGCAGUGAAGAAAGCGGCUAGCGGUCAUGCUGCUAAGGGAAAGAAGGAAUUUGAGGCACCAAAGAAAAAACUUAAGGAAGAAGAGGACAAACUAGCCGCUGAGAAAACAGAGAAGCACAACGAGUACCUCAAAUCCUUAAAGAAGAAGAAAACGAACCCGUCUCCCAUUGGGGCAGAUGAGCUAAAUUUAGACAUACAUGCCACCGACGAGCCUGGAAAUUUCCAGGCUUGUUUUGAUUUCGGGGUUAUUGAGGGCGUUAUGCUUAUCGGGACUGAUAUCGCAGCACUGAAGCAGUACGGUGCUCAGGCGGACCGCGAAGCCGAAGGCGAUUCAGAGGAAGAGGACGGUGGAACACCACAGAUAGGGACCAAGAGAAAAGCACUCUCUCCUAACAAGGAUCGCGGACGGCCAAAGAAGGCCCAGGCAGGGACACCCCAGACGUAUCAGCUGAGAUCAAGACACCGUGAACAAGGCGAGGGCGUGAUUGACCCUGACCCGGCUGCUGGCAUUAUCAAAUUCAAAGAUAAGCACCUCGCUGAAUUUGUGGGUAGGGCAGAUCUUUCCGACGUUGGAAGUGGAGUCUCUUUCACUGCACGAAAGAUUACUGAUGAGCCAUGUCCGCGUCGGAGGGAAUGGGCCGAUUACUCGGAGGAACAAUACGAGAGAGAACUAGUGGGCAGAUGGCACUAA
Messenger RNA from Aspergillus versicolor CBS 583.65, 1359 nucleotides. RefSeq lists its product as uncharacterized. The record is from RefSeq and is a predicted model, not a curated record. The coding region runs from base 88 to 1359 and encodes 423 amino acids. Lineage: Eukaryota; Fungi; Ascomycota; Eurotiomycetes; Eurotiales; Aspergillaceae. The transcript is spliced from 4 exons.